Messenger RNA from Cadophora gregata, 501 nucleotides. RefSeq lists its product as uncharacterized. Bases 1 to 501 code for a protein of 166 amino acids. The transcript has a single exon. NCBI's taxonomy places the organism in Eukaryota, Fungi, Ascomycota, Leotiomycetes, Helotiales, Ploettnerulaceae. The record is from RefSeq and is a predicted model, not a curated record.
AUGCAGCGAGCAACAGCAGAACCGAUGCCUACCCAACGCCCCUUCUUCUCCAACUUCCUCGCCGCGUUCCGCGCACACUCUGCUAUACAGACGAGCAAAGCACAAACAGCCCCAUCCUCAACAGCCCAAACAGCACACCCUUCACCUGGAACUUCUCCCUCACAACCACGCACCAUAACAACAUCCACAAAACCCUCCGGUGCAACUACAGCAGCGUUAACAACCCUCCACUCACCACGGACAUCAAAUUCUCCACUCAGUCGGUCACCGGGCCCUUCAACGUCACCAGUGGCGGAGAAUGCAUCUGCGGCAAAAUACAUAACACCGAGAGGGAGAAGAGGAAGCGAUAGCUCUAGCGAAGGCUUCAGAGAUGUUCUUGGGGCUGAGAAGUGGUAUAUUGGAGGCCGGACAGCGGCUGGUGAGGAGAGGUAUUUCAAGCUGGGUGUCAUCAAGAGGCAUACUAGUAGGGAUCGGUUGAGUUUGGAUCGGCUGAGCUUGUGA